CGGCAAUUCAAACUGGCCAAGGCCAAAACGGUAAAUUCAUCCCACGCGACUUGCUCAACCCGUCCAGCCCACCUUCUCUCCUUCGAACCAUCGCCGGAGCAAAAUCUCUCUCUCUCCUCUCUUUAGAUCUACGGAAACUGAAUCCAAUCCGAGCACAAAUCGACCAUUUUCUUGUAGAAAAUUUCAUUGAUUUGAAGCUCUAGCGGAGAGGCCUCGCUGGUUUUAACCCAUCCAACGAUGGGGGAUUUCAAUCUAGCCCUAGUGAUUGUGGCGAUCGUCGUCUGCGUGAUCGUGUUCAUCUUCAACGUCUACCUCCUUGUAAACUACCAGCACCCGGACGAUGCCAACCAGGCCUAUUUCCCAAAAUUCGUCGUCGUCCUUGGGCUCUCUGUCGCCGCCAUCUCCAUCCUCAUGCUCCCUGCGGACGUCGCUAACCGGCAGGCCUGCCGCCACGCGAUUUACAACGGCGCCUGCAACCUAACGCUCCCCAUGAAGGAUUUGUGGCUGGCUAUUUACAUCGUGGACGCGAUUCUCGUUUUCUUUGUCAUCCCGUUCGCCAUGUUCUAUUACGAAGGGGACCAGGAUAAGAGUGUAUGGAAGAGAAUGAAAAGCGCAUUGAUAUGGGUGGUUGUGACUGCUGUUGUUUGCGCCCUUGUUCUUGGAAUUUUAUACGGGCUUGUGGGAAAGGUGGACUUCACGGUUAGGCACCUUUCCUCGUCAACUACAUCCUUCCCAUCAUCAUGGGACUUCAACAGCAAUCAACAAUGUAUUGGGAAUGGAGCAAGGCAGUGCUCUGCAUAUAUAGCCAGUGCAUCAUCUGAGACAACUUGGACCAUGCAGACUACCUUCCCAGAAUAUGUUGUUGCACUUGCAACAAUUGUUGGAUCUGUGCUUUUCACUAUUUUUGGUGGAGUUGGCAUUGCUUGCCUUCCACUGGGACUCAUAUUCUCAUUUGUCCGCCGCCCAAAAGCUGUUAUUACACGCUCUCAGUAUAUUAAGGAAGCAACUGAACUUGCGAAGAAGGCAAGAGAACUUAAAAAAGCUGCUGAUGCACUUCACCAAGAAGAAAGGACUGGUAAUAAGGGAAGGAAAUGGCGUAAAAAUGUUAAAAGUGUAGAAAAGGAGCUUCUACUUUUGGAAGAAGACGUUAAGGCUUUGGAAGAAAUGUAUCCUCAAGGCGAACAGGCUGAAGCAACCUGGGCUAUGACAGUUCUCGGCUACCUUACCAAACUGGUACUUGGAGUUGUUGGGUUGAUCAUUUCAGUGGCUUGGGUUGCACAUAUUGUGAUAUACUUGCUUAUCGACCCUCCUCUUUCUCCAUUUCUUAAUGAGAUCUUCAUCAAAUUGGAUGACGUGUGGGGUCUUCUGGGUACUGCUGCAUUUGCAUUCUUCUGCUUCUAUUUGCUGCUUGCCGUCAUAGCUGGGGCUAUGAUGCUCGGCCUGAAAUUGGUUUUUAUUACGAUCCAUCCUAUGAAGUGGGGAGCUACACUUAUGAACUCUUUUCUUUUCAAUGUGGGCCUCAUUCUUCUUUGCUCAAUCAGUGUGAUUCAGUUCUGUGCCACAGCAUUUGCGUAUUAUGCUCAAGCUACUGCAGCUCAAGAAAUCUUCAGUCACACGUUGCAAUCUCUUCGUGGAAUUAAAUAUUUGUACAAGUACAAUGUGUUUCAGAUUGGGUUCAUAAUUUUAGCAGGACUCACAUUUGUAUAUUAUGCUGCUUUUGAAAAUAGGAUUCGCCCAUCACUCGUGACGUCGCCGGCGCCGCUGCUCGUAAUACGGCCGAUGGUCGAUCAGCCGCGCACGUUUCAGAGGAGCAGUUCGCCGCCGCUCGUCAAACAGCAUAGGGCCGACGCACAGCCGUCGUCAGAUCCCCGCCGGUGGCCACCGCUCAUGAAUCUGACUCGCCAACCUUUUACCAACCGCCGCUCACGAGCGCGGUCUGUUGUCCGGUUGACGCGUCGCUCCCAGAUCCAACCGCCGCAAUCAGCUGUUCGUUGCUCACGAGCUGAGCCGUCCUUCCAUUUUCAGCACCCGCUGACAGAGGGUGCUUGUGUGUGCGUCACAGGAGCCAGGAGGGAAAGAAUUAGAAGAGCGGGAAAUGGAAAAUUGGGGGUUGGUGGUGAGUGUCCAAGAGCAAUUCUCGCUCGCAGGAUGGACAUUGCUCUUUUCUCUCCCUCUUCGCUUUUCGCCGGCGCCGACGGUAGCUCCUCCGAAGAGGAAAGGACAGAAAACCAUGAGAACUACGAGGAGAGAAAGCACCAGUUUCCUGCAAUGGAAUUGCUGAUCCGGGAAUUUUCUUUUCACCAAUUAAACGCUAAUUUAUUAUGGCCCGGCACAUUUGCAUUUGCUGAAUGGCUGGUCAAACACAGAUCGUGGAUAGAGGGAAGGAGAGCACUCGAGCUUGGGAGCGGAACCGGAGCUUUAGCAAUCUUCUUGAGAAAAUCUUUUCAACUCGACAUUACGACAUCUGACUAUGACGAUGCUGAAAUUGAAGAGAAUAUAGUGUACAAUUCCCGGAUAAAUGGAGUUAUCCCUGCUCUUCCUCAUGUGAGACAUUCUUGGGGAGAUGUAUUCCCGAUUCCCGAACCAGACUGGGACCUAAUUAUUGCGAGUGAUAUUUUACUUUAUGUUAAACAAUACCCCAACCUUAUAAAGUCAUUAUCAUUUCUCCUUAAAUCUUACAAACCAAAAGCUGGUGAGGUCUUUGCUCGUAACAGAGGGCAAAACGACGAAUGCCCGCUCGGUUGGCCAGCAUUCGUGAUGAGCUGGCGGCGAAGGAUAGGAAAAGAAGAAGAAUCGCUUUUCUUUACUGGGUGUGAGGAAGCUGGUCUGAAAGUCGAUCAUCUUGGGUCACGUGUGUAUUGUAUCACACAAGCAGGAAAAAACAGAGUCGAAUGAAAGGUAUUAAAUGGGAAAUUUGACGAGUAAGCAAAUGUACUCAGGUUGUACUCGAUUGGAAGUUGUGUUUGGGAAUAUUGUUCAGGCUAAAAAAUUGUGUGUACAAGUAGCAUUUUCCAUACAUUUUCCCUAUACAAAAUUUGCCAUCAAUUUCUGCAUUUAUACAUCAUUAUUUUGCUCAGAAUCACUUGAACCAGUUGAUAGAUAAUAUAUAUGACUGGUUUGUAAAAUGGCCAUACUUUUCUUGAG
Molecule: messenger RNA, 3144 nt
Organism: Striga asiatica
Lineage: Eukaryota; Viridiplantae; Streptophyta; Magnoliopsida; Lamiales; Orobanchaceae
Source: the annotation of a GenBank genome assembly